AAACGUCAACAAUUUUCAUAUUAUAUUGAUACCUUCGGCUUGCCAGAAGGUGAGGGAGCGAGAAUGAUGCGAGAGUGGACACAAUUCCGCGUGAACAGUAUGGUGUUACUGUUCAUCUAUUUAUAGGCACGGGGCGCAGCUCGGAUAAAAAUACAUUUAUGUCGCUUGAAACUAUGUAUAAUCUUAACAUAAAUUAUUGGGGACUGUAUGGUCUUUAGCUUCUUUCAGUUAUUAUCAUACUUGAGCUUCGUCGACAUGUCCAGCCGAAGACCCUUGGCUUCCCGCUUCAUCGCCCAUUCUUUAUUUCCCUUCGUUUUGUCAUGAUGGGGUCUUCAUCCCAAAGCCGAAGCUUCCUGUAACUAUUCAUAAUCAUGCUGAAAACAUGUGGUUAGUCACUUUUUUGAGGACCUUCGCAAGAGGAAAGCCCCCAACACACGGUCUGCUGAGCAUGACCUGACUUCACCCCAACAGUGCAUUGACUCUGUGCCAUAGUGACUAGUGAGUCCCUUGUUGUUUGCUAAAAAUGGCUGGAAUUAUAGUAAUCGAUCGUGUUUGUGAUCUCUCAUGUGGUGGUGGCAUAUGUGUUUCGAGUGUGGCUAUGUCCCUGUUUGAACCCAUAAUUUGGUGUGACGGCUAUAUGCAUAUUGUCAUGCAGAGGCUGAAACAAUCAAGUUAUUCCCUUUUCUAAAAAGAUUAAACCUAAAUAUCUAACACUCAAUCCCCUCACUCCCGUACACUUGAGGCUAUCUCCAGCGGUCUCCAUGUCUCAUCUCUUACCACACUCUCAAUUCAAAACUUCACUCAAUAAAUAAUAUAUUCUACACUAUAAAUCAAUAUUUUACAUGUCUAUAUAAAUGAUCUGCUGAGCAUGACCUAACCGGAGAAAGAAGACACGGCCAAUAAUUCACCCCAACGGUGCAUUGACUCUGUGCCAUAGUGACUCGUGAGUUCCUAGCUUGUUGGCUCGUCGCUUUCCACGCAUACUGUAUAAAGAUUUUUGAGAUGCCGUGGUUGAUGCAUGGUUUAAAUUAGCUAACGCGUUGACUGACUUCCUGAGUUCAUGGUUGAAAGCAGCAGACGGUGACAGACUUGACAUGUCACGUUUCUUUCCAUUCUUUCCUUUCCCAGCCACAACCGUUGUCCUGGGAAAAAAAAUGCACGUCGAUUGGCGGUAGCCUGCCUAACCAUGGCGGCGGGCGUCCUGUUCAUCAUCCUUGGCUUCCUCCUGGUGCUGCCGUCAGCAACGGCAAUAGGGCAGGUCUGCGGCAACGCCGGCAACUACACGGCCAACAGCACCUACCAGUCCAACCUGGCCUCUCUCGCCGCCGCGCUCCCAGCCAACACCUCUACCUCUCCCCAACUGUUCGCCACCGCCACCGCCGGCCAAUCCCCCGACGCGGUCUACGCGCUCGCGCUCUGCCGCGGCGACACCGCCAGCAGCAGCAACCUCACCGGGUGCGCCGCCUGCGUCAAGAACUCGUUCGCCUACGCGCAGAGGACGUGCCCCCACGCCAAGGCCGCCAGCGUGUACGACGACGACUGCCUCCUCGGCUUCUCCAGCAGCGACAUCCUCAUCCCCGCCAACAACAUGAGCACGCUGUUCCAGUACUGGAACCCGGCGAGCAUCCCCGGCGGCGACGCCUCCAUGGUGAGCGCCGACGUGAAGGACCUGCUGACGCAGACCGCUAGGGCGGCGGCCAGCAGCCCGCGGAGGUUCGCCACCGCCUUCAUGGACGCAUCCGGCAGCUCCAUCCCGACGCUCUACUCGCUGGCCCAGUGCACGCCCGACCUGUCCGCUGGCGACUGCCUGGCCUGCCUCCAGCGGCUCGUCAGCCUGCUCAACGCCACCACGUCCGUGCGCCUGGGCGGGCGGGUCCUCGUGCUGCGCUGCAACUUCAGGUUCGAGAACAUGAUGUUCUACGACGGCGCGCCCACGACGCGCGUCACCACGCCCUCGUCGUCAGGGCCCCCGGCGCCACCGUUUCCGGCGCCGACGACGACGGAUAAGAGAGCUGCUGGGACGAAGCCCUGGGUAGUUGCCGUGUCUGUACUCUGUAGCACCUCCUCUAGCGGUAGUAGCAGCACUCUGCUUCGUCUUGUACUGCCGCUGGCGAAGCAGAAGGUACACAAAAGGCCUAGAUUACUACGAAAGCCUACUUAUAACAGCUCGCGAGGGGGAGACGAAGUAGACUGGGAAAUGGAGGCGCACCUCUCCGAGUUUUGGGUCUUUGACUUGCAUCAGAUAUUGGAGGCCACAGACAACUUCUCCGAAGAAAAUAAGCUUGGCGAAGGUGGGUUUGGCCCCGUCUACAAGGGCCAGUUGCCCGAGGGGGUUGAGAUAGCUGUCAAAAGACUCGCUUCACAUUCAGGACAAGGUUUCGUAGAGUUCAAAAACGAGGUGCAGCUCAUAGCAAAGCUCCAGCACAGGAAUCUGGUCCGGCACCUGGGAUGUUGCUCGCAGGAGGAGGAGAAGAUUCUGGUCUACGAAUACUUGCCAAACAAAAGCCUGGACUUGUUUAUCUUUGCAGACGAAGACAGAAGAUCGUUGCUGGACUGGAACAACCGUCUGGCGAUAAUCGAAGGAACGGCAGAGGGGCUUCUCUACCUACACAAGCACUCCCGGCUGCGUGUCAUACACCGAGAUCUUAAACCGAGCAACAUCCUCUUGGACAGCGAGAUGAACCCUAAGAUCUCGGACUUCGGGCUAGCAAAGAUAUUCAGCUCCAACGACGUCAGCAGCGAAGGAGGCACCACUACACGGAGAGUGGUCGGUACAUACGGCUAUAUGGCUCCCGAGUAUGCCUCCGAGGGCCUCUUCUCUGUCAAAUCCGACGUGUUCAGCUUCGGCGUCCUCGUUCUUGAGAUCAUCAGUGGGAAAAGGAAUUCCGGCAUCCAUGAGUGCGGAGAUUUCAUCAAUAUCCUUGGAUAUACAUGGCAGCUCUACGAAGAGGGAAGGUGGAGGGAGCUAGUUGAUGCUUCGUUGCUAUCCAUGCAGCACCACUCAGAUGAAAUAAUGAUGGUGAUAAUGAGGUGCAUGAACAUCGGAUUGCUUUGCGUGCAGGAGAAUGCGGCUGAUCGACCAACCAUGUUGGAUGUUGUUGCCAUGCUGAGUACCAAGACUAAGGUCCUGGAUAAGCCGAACCACCCGGCGUAUUUCAAUGUGCGGGUAGGGAACGAAGAGGCGUCCACUACUGCUACUACUAUGUCGUGCAGUGUGUCGAUGAGAUAAUAUAAUGUAUCCAUAUAUAGUUUGUGUUUUCAAGGCUGCCAUAUCAAUAUUUAUUUAUCUACAUAAUAUAAUGUAUCCAUACUUUCAUCCUAUCUCUCUCAUAUAUUUUUUUAUUAAAUUGCAUGUCAUGUCAUCC
Molecule: messenger RNA, 3365 nt
Organism: Zea mays
Lineage: Eukaryota; Viridiplantae; Streptophyta; Magnoliopsida; Poales; Poaceae
Product: G-type lectin S-receptor-like serine/threonine-protein kinase RKS1
Exons: 7
Coding region: 1187-3229 (680 amino acids)
Biological process (GO): protein phosphorylation
Cellular component (GO): plasma membrane
Molecular function (GO): ATP binding; protein serine/threonine kinase activity
Source: RefSeq, a predicted model, not a curated record